AUGGAUCUUGAUUUGCAGACGUGUCCCCGUUUGUUACAAACCAUCACUUCCCAUCUCUUGAACAAACAAGGGAAAUCGUUACACCUCUUGUUUCUUAAAAGAGGUGUCUUCCCUUCCUCAAUUACUUUGGCUAACCGUCUCCUUCAGAUGUACGUUCGGUGUGACUAUUUGGAUGAUGCUCGGAAAGUGUUCGAUGAAAUGCCACAAAGAAAUUGCUUCACCUGGAACUCCAUGAUCGAAGGCUAUGUCAAAUCACGAAAUAACCAAGAGUCUUUACAUUUGUUUUAUGCAAUGCCCCACAAAAAUACUUUCUCUUGGAACAUGGUUAUUUCGGGGUCUGUUAAGGCAGGUAAUUUGAAUCUCGCAAGAAAGUUGUUCGAUGAAAUGCCAGUGAAAAAUGAGGUAGCUUUGAAUUCAAUGAUUCAUGGGUAUGCUAAAAACGGGCAAUCUGCUGAAGCAAUUAGUCUGUUUAGAGAUUUGAAAUCAAGUUGUGAUGUGGAUAUAUAUGUUUUGGCUACAGUUAUUGGUGCUUGUACUGAUUUAUUGGCUCUUAGAUUGGGAAAGAUAAUCCAUGGCUUUAUAGUUGUUAAUGGAGUGGAGAUCGAUCCAGUUUUAGGAAGUUCAAUUGUGAACAUGUAUGGAAAAUGUGGUGAUCUUGAUACUGCAAGCUUAAUGCUGCACAAUCUACCAUACCCUGAUGAUUUUUCUCUCUCAUCUUUAAUCUCUGCUUACUCCAAUACCAAUAAACUUACCGAAGCCAAAAGAAUAUUUUCUAUGAAGAAAGACAAACCCCCUUGUGUUACUUUAUGGAACUCUUUGAUUUCAGGAUACAUUUCCAAUAACUUGGCAACAGAAGCACGUGUACUCUUUGGUGAAAUGAGGAGAAAUGGAACAAAAGAAGACGCCUCCACUAUCGCUAGUGUUUUAAGUGCCUCAUGUGAUAUUAUGUAUGCAACACAAGUUCAUGCUCAUGUUUGUAAAUUUGGAGUAAUUCAUGAUCUUAUAGUCGCAUCUGUUCUUGUUGACACUUACGCAAAAUGUGGAAGGUCUAAUAGUGCUUGUAACUUAUUUAAUGAGAUAAAUAUAAAUGCAUACGACACAGUGUUGUUGAAUUCGAUGAUUUCUAUUUAUUGUUCUUGUGGAAGAAUCGAAGAUGCUAAACGAGUUUUUCAUAGUAUAAAGUCUAAAACUUUGAUAUCUUGGAACUCAAUGAUAUCGGGGUUAACUCAAAAUGGUUACCCAAUUGAAGCACUUAAAUAUUUUCGGGAAUUAAAUACAAAAGGUUUUAGAAUUGACAAAUUUAGCCUUGCGAGUGUGAUUAGCACAUGUGGGACCAUUUCAUUUCUUGAACUUGGCCAACAAUUAUUUUCGCUAGCUAUCGUUAUUGGACUUGAUAAUGAUAAAAUCGUGUCUACUUCACUUGUGGAUUUUUAUUGCAAAUGUGGAGAUGUUGAUAAUGGUAGAAAACUAUUCGACGAAAUGGUGGAAAAAGAAUCAUGUGAUGAAGCUUCAUGGAAUUCAAUGUUGAUGGGUUAUGCUACAAAUGGUUAUGGAAUUGAAGCAUUGGAUUUGUUUAAUGAUAUGAGAAAAGCAACGGGGAUUUUGCCUACAGAUAUUACAUUCACUGCAGUCUUAUCCGCAUGUGAUCAUUGUGGAUUAUAUGAGGAGGGUUUGAAAUGGUUUUAUGCAAUGAAAAACGAGUAUUGUAUUGAUCCGGGAGUUGAACAUUAUUCAUGCAUGAUAGAUCUUUUAGCACGUGUUGGGCGUCUUGAGGAAGCCAUGAAUUUGGUAGUGUCAAUGCCUGAAUUUGAGGAUGAUGUAAGCAUGUGGUCAGCGAUAUUAAGAGGAUGUGUAGCUCAUGGAAAUAGAAUUCUAGGGAAGAAAAUUGCAGAGAAAAUGAUUGAGAUGGAUCCGAAGAAUCCAGAUGCAUAUGUACAGCUUGCAAGCAUUUUUGCCGGUUGUGGGGAAUGGGUCGGAUCCGCACAACUUAGAAACUUAAUGACAGCUCAGAGAAUACAGAAACUACCCGGUACAAGUUGGGUAUAG
Lactuca virosa is the source of this 2046-nucleotide messenger RNA. Lineage: Eukaryota; Viridiplantae; Streptophyta; Magnoliopsida; Asterales; Asteraceae. The record is from the annotation of a GenBank genome assembly.